GAACCCGGUGUUUCCGACCAUUGAACUUCCCAGCAUCAAUGUAAGAAGCAUUGUUGGUUCAGUCGAGCUCUUCUGCUGCUUAACAAACUGCCAUGCUGCAGUCCGAAAGACCGUCGUAGAGUACCCCAAGCUAAAAAAAUGGUUGGAUAUGUCCCUCUAACCCGACCGUGUUGGCAUGGCCCCUUGGAUACACAACUUUCUUACGACAUCCUUCCAUCUUUUGGCAAAUACUCUUUGCGACAAGCUCCUCCUCUCCAGACGGAUCUUGGAAACAAGAUGGACGGGGAAGUAGUUCACCAGCCCUCGCCUGGAGAUGAACUGUCCUGUCGCAAUUCCUUCCGAACGCCUCCUCCAUGCCGUUUCUUUCAAAAAAUGCCCUCAACAAAUCCAACCGACGUCUUGUCUCAACCAAUACCCCAGGAAUGUCAAUGAUUUUCGCCACAUCUCCCCUUUAGAGAUUGGCUUACGUUGAAAGGGCCCAAACACAGAGGAGACAGACAAAAGCACAAAGUGGGGGAUCCUAUUGACCUGAUUCCGUUUCGAAUCUUAGUUUAUAAAGUCGGUAGCUAUCCGCUAUAUACGUGUAUGAUAUAUUAUCAGAUGACAUCUGUUUCACAGAAUUUUUACAUAAGCUACAUCAUUCGUAUUGAAAUGUCUGAACAAGGAUGUUACUUAUAACACGUAUAACCCUGUUUCUAUAAAUAUAUACUGAAUUACUGCAAAAUAUAUCUUCUGAACUGACAUAUGUAGCAAAAUUUCUCUUCUUUAUUGUCUGGAAUACACAGAAAAUUAUAUUUGUAUUUGAAUUAAUCCUUUAACAUUUCAAAUGGGCAUAUCAAUCCCAAAUAUUCUACGCAUUCUAUGUUAAAAUUGCCCACACCUCGCCUUUCACACACACCCUACAUUGUCAUUCUAAAAAUAAACAAUCACAUCAUUGAAAUCUGAACAUGAUAAGAUAAUGAAUGAUUAUUAAUAUGGCAGUUGCCAGCAUCUUCAAAUAUUAACAAAGAUUAUUAUUGAUGGAGAUAUAUCAGUAGAAAUAUUUGUUAAGAGCAAUAUACAAAAAGAAAGACAACAUUUGUAUACUGUCACAAGAGAAAAGAAGAUUAUGGAAAAUGAAUUAUAUUGGAGUGAAGUUGAAUAUAAAAGAGAGUCUGAAGAACUUGAUUUUCCUGGUGAGGAAAUGAAUGAAAAGGGCAAAAUAUCAUAUGAUUGUGAUACCUGUGGUAAAUUAUUCUCUCAGAAAGCUGACUUAGUCAUUCACAAAUGCAUUCAUACAGGAGAAAAACCAUAUCAUUGUGAUAUCUGUGGUAAAUCAUUCGUUAAUAAUAGUUACUUAACUACACACAUACGCAUUCACACAGGAGAAAAGCCAUAUCAUUGCGAUAUCUGUGGUAAAUCAUUUUCUCAGAAUGGUAACUUGUCUCUUCAUAAACGUAUUCACACAGGAGAAAAGCCAUAUCAUUGUGAUAUCUGUGGUAAAUCCUUCUCUGGAAAUUAUUACUUAACUACUCACAUACGUAUUCAUACAGGGGAAAAGCCAUAUUAUUGUGAUAUCUGUGGUAAAUCCUUCUCUGAAAGUGGUAACUUAACUAAGCACAAACUUGUCCAUACCGAAGAGAAGCCAUAUCAUUGCGAUAUCUGUGGUAAAUCAUUCUCUCAAAACGGCAACUUGACUCUUCACAAACGCAUUCAUACAGGAGAGAAGCCAUAUCAGUGUGAUAUCUGUGGUAAAUCCUUCUCUGGAAUUGAUUACUUAACUAAGCACAAGCGUGUUCAUACAGGAAAGAAGCCAUAUCAGUGUGAUAUUUGUGGUGAAUCAUUCUACGUAAAUAGUCACGUAACUAUUCACAAACGCAUUCAUACAGGAGAGAAGCCAUAUCAUUGUGAUAUCUGUGGUAAAUCAUUUUCUCAGAAUAGGAACUUGGCUCGCCACCAACGCAGUCAUACAGGAGAGAAGCCAUAUCAUUGUGAUAUCUGUGGUAAAUCCUUUUCUGAAACUGGUAACUUAACUAAGCACAAACUUGUUCAUACUGAAGAGAAGCUAUAUCAUUGCGAUAUCUGUAGUAAAUCAUUUUCUCAAAAUGGUAAUUUAACUAAGCACAAGCUUGUUCAUACCAAAGAGAAGCCAUAUCAUUGCGAUAUCUGUGGUAAAUCAUAUUCUCAAAAUGGUAACUUGACUCUUCACAAACGCAUUCAUACAGGAGAGCAGCCAUAUCAGUGUGAUAUCUGUGGUAAGCCAUUCUCUGAAACUGGUAACUUAACUAAGCACAGGCUUGUUCAUACUGAAGACAAACCAUAUCAUUGCAAUGUCUGUGGUAAAUCAUUCUCUCAAAAUGGUAACUUAACUAAGCAUAUGCUUGUUCAUACGGGAGAGAAGCCAUAUCGUUGCGAUAUCUGUGGUAAAUCAUUUUCUCGAAAUGGUACCUUGAUUCUUCACAAACGCAUUCAUACAGGAGAGAAGCCGUAUCAAUGUGAUAUCUGUGGUAAAUCCUUCUCUGGGAUUGAUUACUUAACUAAGCACAAGUGUGUUCAUGCAGGAAAGAAGCCACAUGGCUGUGAUAUUUGUGGUGAAUCAUUCUCCGGAGAUAGUGACAUAACUAUUCACAAAUGUAUUCAUACAAGAGAAAAGCCAUAUCAUUGUGAUAUCUGUGGUAAAUCAUUUGCACAAAAUAUUAAGUUGACUUAUCACAAACGCAUUCAUACAGGAGAGAAGCCAUUUCAGUGUGAUAUCUGUGGUAAAUCCUUCUCUGAAACUGGUAACUUGACUAAGCACAAGCUUGUUCAUACCAAAGAGAAGCCAUAUCAGUGUGAUAUCUGUGGUAAAUCCUUCUCUGGAAGUAAUCAUGUAACUGCUCACAAGCGUGUUCAUACAGGUGAGAAGCCAUAUCAUUGUGAUAUCUGUGGUAAAUCAUUUUCUCAAAAUAGUCACCUGACUAGACACAAACGCAUUCAUACAAGAGAAGUCACAUUACUGUAAUACCUGUGGUAAAUCAUUUCCCAAAAACUGUACUUUAUCUAGUCUCGAACAUUUUCAUACAUGAGAGAAGCCAUAUCAUUGUGACAUGUAGCAAAUGAUUUACUUAUAAAAGCAGCUUAACUACUCACAAGAGCAUCCACAUGACAGACAAACCAUUCCAGUGAUCCGUCAUCGUUCUUUUCAAGAGCAAAGGAACGCUCCUCAGUAAACAACUCCAGACUUGU
Messenger RNA from Octopus bimaculoides (California two-spot octopus), 3204 nucleotides. RefSeq names its product zinc finger protein 91. The record is from RefSeq and is a predicted model, not a curated record. NCBI's taxonomy places the organism in Eukaryota, Metazoa, Mollusca, Cephalopoda, Octopoda, Octopodidae.